UUUGAAACGGCGUUUAGCUCGUCCGGCUUCAAGUGGCGCUUUUAGGCUGAAGCUUAGGAUGAAGCAGAUGCUGAUCCUGGUGGCGCAGCAUCCGGUCAAAGUGGGGGCUACGGUGCUGCUGCUCAGCGUUUUCUACAGCUUUGCGCGCGUGUUGGCGCUGCAGUAUAUGGUGGGCGCUUUACAGGAUGCCAUAUUGCGCUAUCCCAAGAAUUUCCCACACGCUUUCUUCUUGCCGCUCUUCCACAUCUCACUGACCGUUGCAGCUGCUGCAGCAUUGUACCGAGACUACCGCCAUAGCCGUUUAUGGAGCUCCUCGACGUCGGCACAGCUUUGGAAACACGUGCUACCGCUGCCGCUCACGUUGCAUCAUGGCAAGUGGAAUCGGCUUGUCGGUAUUCCUCUUUAUUCAUUCAUCAUUGCGGUUGUCGACGCUGUACUGGUAUUCAUGGACCCGACCAUUGAAAGUGCGCCCACAACCGUCAUGAGGAGCUUUUUUCGACGGACCUCGGAGCUGGAGGAAAGACACUACCGACCGAGAUACGUUGAAGGCAUGAUGUUUCAAGACCGUGCAGAAAUGGUCGCGAGAAUAUUUACAGGUGGUGCCGCUGUUGAGGAGAGACCCACGACCAAUUUGUUUUCGUAUAUAAGACUACCAGUUGAGGUGCUGCUAGCUGCAGGAGUAUGUGCGAGCUUCGCGCUUGCGAGGUUCUUUCGUGAACCUCAACACGAUGGCGACGAAUUACGAGAAGCUGUUAGGAACAAUGACGUUCUAGGAGUGAAGCUGCUUCUUGCGCGGGGGAUGAAUCCAGAUGCAUGUUCAGGGGAUGGCACGACCGCACUGCAUGUUUGUGGACAGCAAGCAAUUGAUAGGGCAGCUCAAAUUCUUCUUGAGAACGGGGCAGAUGCUAACGUUUGCGAUCGACUUGGGUUCACGCCGCUGCAUUGGGCUGUACAAAUGCGACGAGAGGAAGUGUCCACUGCAAGUCGCUUAUCGACGAUUCGAAUAUUGCUGCAUCACGGUGCGGAUCCACGCAAACCCGACGCAAGCGGCACAACACCGCUACUAAUCGCAUCACGGAAAGAGAACGAAGCUUCAUUGGGAGUGCUAAAGGAAUUCUUGCCUGAAGAUGAGACCAGUGGAGAGGUUGAAACAACGGAAAUGAUAGACGAAGCCACAAGUGAAAAUGGCAAUUCUGAAUGAUCAACAACUUUAUUACUAGCGACUACUAAAUCCUGUAACGUCCAUCUCUACAACCUGCAGCAAGAUCAAAAACACAACGAAGGUCCUCAUUAUCACAUGGGGUUGCAAUAACUGUUAGCAAAACAGACGCGUACCAUUGUCAAAAUUCGCUCAAGCUCAGCUUUUGAAGCAUAAAGCGGUAAAUCCAGUCUGCACAAACGAUAACAAUCAGUGAAGAGAUGACAACUGCAGUAAAAGCAAUUAGCUUACCUGUUCAGGCAUGUGCUUGCGUGCGGUAAUACCGUGUACACGGUUGAAACAUCUUUUCCCAACUGAAUUGUGAAAAGCUGGAUCUCGCCAUCCAUUCCAGUGAGACCCUGAUGAUAAAAUAGGUGCGUGAAUACCAGAGCGUUAGCAGCACAAUGAAAGCGUCAAUCAGAUAGCCAACACUACCUUGAAGCCUUCGACGGGGACACCACUGGAGCCUGUUACAUACUGCAGUAGUCGACCGCGUUGGUCUUGAGAGAAGGACUCCAGGAC
Phytophthora nicotianae INRA-310 is the source of this 1720-nucleotide messenger RNA. RefSeq lists its product as hypothetical. The record is from RefSeq and is a predicted model, not a curated record. The coding region runs from base 59 to 1201 and encodes 380 amino acids. NCBI's taxonomy places the organism in Eukaryota, Oomycota, Peronosporomycetes, Peronosporales, Peronosporaceae. Gene Ontology annotation, molecular function: protein binding. The transcript has 2 exons.